CAGACAGCAGAGCUGCGAUGGAGUUUGGAUCUGUGGGGGAAGUGGGGAUUGGCAGGCUGUUUAAUUUUAUUUUUUGUGUAAUAUAUGGCAGGAUUUCCUAGAGCCCUGGAUAGGUGCCCUCUUAAUUUUUGUACAAUACUAAAGAAACAACAACUAGUUUGGCCCUGUAUAUUUUAUACAUGCAUAAAUAAUUUAUCCAUAGCUAGAAUUUAUGACAUCACUAGAGUAACAAAAACCGUGUAUGUCACAGCCAUGGUGUCGCUUCACUACUGCAACAUUCUAGAACUUCACUCUACACUGUAACCAAGUAUUUAUCAUGUCUUUAGAACUAUCCUGGACUGAGUACAACAUUACAUUUCCAGGUUUAACUUACUCCAUCUAGAUUCAUGGCUACAAACACUUCAGAAAAAGAAGACAAAUUUAAUGUUAUGUUUGAUAUGGCAGUUGCGCUAAUAUCCACUGACAAAAAAACCUUCAGUCCUGAAAAAUCAGAUAAAAAGCUUUCAUCCGUUUCUUUAAUGCUGGACCAGAACAUACCAGGAGAUUUACCUAUAAAGGACAUUUUGGAAGAACAUGCUUAUGAAGUGCAAGAAGAUGCCAGCUUCUCCAAAAAACUGCAUUGCUGUACCUGUAACCAACGUAAAGUUGAAACAGGCGAGAUAAAUGUACUUCUUUCUCUCUCCUUUCCCAAAAAACUGUGGAAGAUAGUAGAAAGUGAUGAGUUCACGUCUAUUAGUUGGAAUGAUCAUGGAGAUUGUGUCAUUAUAGAUGAAAUCUGCUUUCAGAGAGAAAUCUUAGACCGAAGAGGCAUCUUAAGGAUUUUUGAUACUGAUAGCAUAAAAAGCUUCAUUCGACAACUCAACCUCUACGGAUUCAGUAAAAUACGUAAAAAUAUCACUUUGCCUCACUUUCAAGCAGAGAAAAACAGAACCAGAGCAAGAAUACUGCUGUAUCACAAUCCAUAUUUUAGAAGAGGGUGCCCCUUUCUCAUUCAGAGAAUGAAGAGAAGAGUUGGCAUCAAAAGUAAUGAACAGCCAAAUCCCAUCAGUCCUAACUUGAAGAGAAGAAAGCCAACCGCGCCAAAGAAAUAUAUUUCCUUUCAAGAUUCAAUUCAGCCAAAUGAUUUGCAAAUACCUUGUCUAAAAGAAACAAUGCAUAACAAUCUACAAAAGAAUUCAAUAAAUGCAGGGAAUGGCAAAAUGAACCAUUCCUAUCCAGUCUCUACACCAUGGCCUUUGGAAACUGAAACUGAAUACACUAUUCAAGAUGGUAUUUAUAACCAGCAAAGAAAUCCAUGUAUGGAUACUAAUGCCACCAGCUCAAUUUGUCCAUAUUUUCCUCUGACUUCAGAAACAGGGCUUGAACCCUCAGUGGGACUCCAUCGUUUACCUUCAACUUACCAGGACUUUGUGUUCAUGAAUGCUCAGUUUACUACUUUAAUGUCCUUUUGGAACCCCUGGUUUUCAAUGUUGAUGGCAGCAACUUUGACAGAAACUCUCAACCAACAAUUUACUUCUCCAGGUCAGCCAUGUUCUUUAUGCAACUGCUAUGAUAACACUGAGCCUUCUGCCAGCUGUGAUUCUGCAAACUCAAAUUCUGCAGAACUCUUGUGACUGACAAAUUACAGUUUAUAAUGGCUGAAGCAGAUCAUGUCUUUUUAAAAUAAUAUACAAUUAAACUGGUUAAAAAGUCUAAGUAAUAGGAGUAUUUAUUUCUUCUCUACACUUAAGUUUCCCAGGUAGUCAGCAUAAACAAGGCUGAGCUAGAGAUUCUUAAAAAUGCAUGCUUCCACCCACCAGAUGUAAAACAAGUCAAGCAGUAGUAUGCUAACAGAUCUUUUAGACAUAGGGAUCAUAUACCCCAAUCCUGGCACUCAGAACUUCACAGGACUGGGUCCCGUCUGUAGAAAUCCAUUUCUUUGGCAUGAUUCCCAGUGAAGGUUUAAGGGGAAAAGAUCUAAUUAUCUGUAAACUUCUUGUAUUUGUACUAGUACUUUACAACUAUUAUUUAAAAAAAAAACAUAUAGAACCUCAAAAAGUAAGUUUCCAUUUUGUAGCCACAACAUUAACUCCCUGAAGUAUUACAUUCAGUUCACUUCAGUGCCAGAAAAGAUACUGACAAAUUGGCGAGAGUUCAGAGAACUAUAAUAAUUAUAGGGAUUGGCUUAUCAGGAACAAUUAUAAAAGGCCUGUAUAAAAAAAAAAGCCAAGAAAAAAAAAAACAAAGCGGAGGAGGAAAGCAUAUUUGAAGUGUGUAAGCACCUCAGAUGGAGAAUUAUUUAGGGAAAUUCCAAGAGGGAAACUAGAAUCAACAGGAUGAAGUUAAAAAAGGGGAAAAUGUACACUGACUAUCAAAAAAAUAUUCCUGGCAGUGAGAUCUCUCUCACUGUAUAAUACUUUUCAGUUGAGCUGGUGGAAGCCACCUGGGAACAUAUAAAGCUGUGUAGAUAAACCAUUAGCAAAUGUACUCCAGGGAAGAAUUCUGUUCUGGCCAUCGGGGGAUAGACUGGAUUUCUGAAUAGGUCUCUUUUAUUUUUAAUUCCAAGCAGUCCAGAAUUCUGUGACAAUUU
Messenger RNA from Chelonia mydas (Green sea turtle), 2569 nucleotides. RefSeq lists its product as uncharacterized. The coding region runs from base 387 to 1613 and encodes 408 amino acids. Gene Ontology annotation, biological process: regulation of DNA-templated transcription. The transcript is spliced from 2 exons. NCBI's taxonomy places the organism in Eukaryota, Metazoa, Chordata, Testudines, Cheloniidae. The record is from RefSeq and is a predicted model, not a curated record. Gene Ontology annotation, molecular function: DNA-binding transcription factor activity; sequence-specific DNA binding.